Molecule: messenger RNA, 1449 nt
Organism: Verticillium alfalfae VaMs.102
Lineage: Eukaryota; Fungi; Ascomycota; Sordariomycetes; Glomerellales; Plectosphaerellaceae
Product: mitochondrial-processing peptidase subunit alpha
Exons: 1
Coding region: 1-1449 (482 amino acids)
Cellular component (GO): mitochondrion
Molecular function (GO): metal ion binding
Source: RefSeq, a predicted model, not a curated record
AUGGACCGUCUCGCCUUCAAGAGCACAUCAAAACGCUCCGCCGACGAAAUGAUCGAGCAGGUCGAGGCUCUAGGUGGCAACAUCCAGUGCGCAAGCCCGCGAGAGGCCAUGAUGUAUCAGGCCGCCACGUUUAACGCCGCUGUCCCGACCACCAUUGCUUUGUUGGCCGAGACGAUCCGUGACCCCCUGUUGACCGAAGAGGAGGUGCAAGAACAGCUCGGCACAGCCGCCUACGAGAUAAAGGAGAUCUGGAGCAAGCCUGACCUCAUUCUUCCCGAGCUCGUCCACACGGCUGCAUUCAAGGACAAUACCCUCGGCAACCCCCUCCUGUGCCCUGAGGAGCAGCUGCCCUACAUCAACGGGUCAACGAUCCGCGCCUACCGUGACGCCUUCUACCGCCCAGAACGCAUGGUGGUCGCCUUUGCCGGUGUUGAGCACAACGAGGCCGUCCAGCUGGCGACACAGUACUUUGGUGACAUGGUCUCCAGCGACAAGCCAGCAGCGGCCUUCACCCGCUCCGGUUCCGAAACGUCCGAGGCGAGCACCGACUCAUCCUGGUCCGCCCCCUCCUCCACCUCCUCUUCCCCGGCGCAGAAGCCCUCGAGCCUGCUGUCGAAGGUGCCCUUCUUUAAGAACCUCUCCACAUCUGCUCCGUCUCAGGCCGCCGUCGCCGCCGACGCAUCGUCCACCGACAUUUUCCGCCCCUCUCACUACACUGGCGGCUUCAUGGCGCUGCCCCCGCAGCCGCCUUCGCUGAACCCCGCGGCGCCGAACUUUACGCAUAUCCACCUCGCCUUCGAAGGUCUCCCCAUCUCUUCGGAUGACAUUUACGCCCUCGCCACGCUGCAGACCCUCCUCGGCGGCGGCGGCUCCUUCUCGGCCGGCGGUCCGGGCAAGGGCAUGUACUCGCGGCUGUACACCAACGUGCUCAACCAGCACGGCUGGGUCGAGUCGUGCGUCGCCUUCAACCACUCGUACACCGACUCGGGCCUCUUUGGCAUCUCCGCCGCGUGCCUGCCGGGCCGCGCGGGCGCCAUGCUCGACGUCAUGUGCCGCGAGCUGCGCGCCCUGACGCUCGAGCCGGGCCACGCCUCGUCGGCGCUGCGGUCUGUCGAGGUUCAGCGGGCCAAGAACCAGCUGCGCAGCAGCCUGCUCAUGAACCUUGAGAGCCGUAUGGUCGAGCUCGAGGACCUCGGCAGGCAGGUCCAGGUCCACGGCCGCAAGGUCCCCGUCGGCGACAUGUGCCGCAAGAUCGAGGCUCUGACCGUUGACGACCUGAGGCGCGUCGCCAAGCUCGUCGUCGGCGGCAUGGUAGAGAACCCCGGCAGGGGCAGCGGCGCGCCCACCGUCGUGCUGCAGGAGGCCCAGGCGCACGGCGUCAGCACGCACUCGCUGACGUGGGAGUCGAUUCAGAACACCGUCUACGGGUGGCAGCUGGGCCGGAGGUGA